Arvicanthis niloticus (Nile rat) is the source of this 1426-nucleotide messenger RNA. The record is from RefSeq and is a predicted model, not a curated record. NCBI's taxonomy places the organism in Eukaryota, Metazoa, Chordata, Mammalia, Rodentia, Muridae.
GCCUCUGCCUCCCAAGUGCUGGGAUUAAAGGCUUGCGCCACAACCGCCCGGCCUCUGUCUCCUAUCUUUGUCUUUUGUCUCUGUUUCUUUGUUUUCCCUUUCCUCUGUCUCUGGUUUCAGUCUAUAUCUGGUCUGUUUUCUUUCACCUCUGUUCCUUCUCUGUUUAUUCUGUUUUCUGGUUCUGGUAUCUCUGAUCUCUCUGUCUUCAAUCGUUGUGCCUCUGUAAUCUCGUUCUUCUGUCUCUUGUUUGUAUCUCUCUCCACCCCUGCACCUGUACCCUUGGAAGCCUAGGGACAAACAGGAGCCCACAGACCCCGCAUGUGGAGCCGAGGCCCCGCCCCCACGCGCCCAUUGGAAGGCAGCAGCCAUAACCCCGCCCCCGACCGUGCAGCUGGAACACCGCGCGCCGCCGGGCACAGGUCGGGAUGCCUCGCCGCCUCUGGCUGGGCCUGGCCUGGCUGCUGCUGGCGCGGGCACCGGGCGCUCCGGGCGGGUACCCGCAUCUGGAGGGCGACGUGCGCUGGCGCCGCCUCUUCUCCUCCACCCACUUUUUCCUGCGUGUGGACCCUGGUGGUCGGGUGCAGGGGACGCGUUGGCGGCACGGCCAGGACAGUAUUGUUGAGAUCCGUUCUGUCCGUGUGGGCACUGUGGUGAUCAAAGCUGUGUACUCAGGCUUCUAUGUGGCCAUGAAUCGCAGGGGCCGUCUGUAUGGCUCGCGGGUCUACUCUGCAGACUGUAGGUUCCGGGAGCGCAUCGAGGAGAAUGGCUACAACACGUACGCCUCACGACGGUGGCGGCACCACGGCCGACCCAUGUUCUUGGCACUCGACGGCCAGGGUAUUCCCAGGCAAGGCAGACGGACUCGACGGCACCAACUGUCCACACACUUCCUGCCAGUACUGGUCUCGUCUUGAAGGGCCUGCCAAAGGUUCAGGAGACAUGGGCGGUACACAGGGCCUGCGAGAUCCGGAGCUGAGCAGCAAAGGGCCAGAGCAGAGACCCUGGGCCCAUACAUGUCUUUCUUUAUGUCACAAGCUGGGUGCCUGUUGGCUGCCAGGCAUGGAGACAUGGCAGGGUCCCUGCAGGUGAGGCCAAUGCUCAGGGUGAUACAUAGGACUGGCAGUUUCCAUCCAUCUAGUUUGGAGGUGAGAACACUCUGAGCACAGCACAGAGAAGCUUGGAGGUGGGACACAUCAGGUGGAUGCGGAAAGUAAAGACAGGGAGGACCAGGGAGGAUGGACAUGUGGAAGGCAGGGCCCAGGUCAGCAGAACACAGACAUAUUAGCCCAUGUGGCCAGAGUGGGGGACUGAAGUUAAGAGCAUGUCUUGCUCUUCCAAGGGGCCUGAGUUUAGUUUUCCCACAUCAGACCGCUAAUAACCCCUUAUCCCCCACCCCAGAGGGUCUUCCCUCUUCUGCUCUCUGCCG